GCCCUAGCCCUCAACCCACCCACAGGGUAGUUUACUAUCUGGGGACCCCCCAUGCCUAUGCCUUCAGCUACAAAACAAUUCAAUUGCUUUUUUUUUUUUUUUUUUUGGUCCAAAAUAAAACCUCUGCUAGCUCUGCCAACAGCUAACCUUAUAGUUACCUGUUUUUUUCAAAUGUGAAAGAUGGGUAUUCCGAAAAACCAUACAAAGAGUCCCUCUCUUUAACCUGCAUCCAAAAACUCAUGAAAUUAGAAACUGUCCAACCACAGGGAAACAGCCUGGCUAAGAUUCAAAGUGUAGGCAAAAGCCUGCAGAGAGUGAACAGAAUCCUCAUGGGCCCAAGGAGCAUCCAGAAAAGUCACUUCAAAGAGGUGGGAAAGCAGAGCAACAGGAAGGAACAGGGUGCCUGGGCAUUUGUGGAGAGUGCUGCCAAAGAAAAAAGGCUCAGGAGUCCAGCCCCAAGGGAGCUGGAACAGCCUCACAUAGAGCAGGGGCAUGAGAAGUUAGCAGGAAACGCCAUCUAUACCAAGCCUUCGUUCAACCAAGAGCAUAAGGCAGCAGUCUUCUCUUUGCUGAAACCCUUCUCCAUGGGCGUGCCUUCUAUCUCCACCCCUGCAAAAGCCCUACCUGUGGUCAGAAACAGAUUGAAAGACUUACCCAUUUUGGUUUUAGAAAAUGCAAAGUUGAGUUAAAACCAAUCGUACAUUCCAGAAAAGUUCUCUCAGUAGACUUUGCUUGCAAAGAGGCCUCCAUUCUCUGCAGUGAAAAGCCUCAUAAAGGCCCCUUCACAAGGGGCUUUUUCAUCUUUAGGAGACCUGAAUCUUCAGGAAAAUCCUUUUCCGGAAGUAUUUCUCCAUCAGAAUGUUUUAAAAGCACCACUGCAAGAAAUGCCUUUGAACAAAACAUUUUUAUGGAAAACACUACUAUGCCAGAAGGCACCAUCUCUGAAAACACAACCUACAACCAUCCUCCUGAGGGAGAUUCUGCUGGGACUGCGUUCAACUUAGAGAAGACUGUGAAACACAAUGGGAAUACAACAACAUGGGCACUGGCCUGUCUCCCGAGCCCAAAAGCUUCAAUUACCCAUUGCUCUCGUCCCCAGGUGAUCAGUUUGAAAUUCAGCUAAACCAGCAGCUACGGCCCCUCAUCCCCAAUAAUGUUGUGAGAAGACUCAUUUCUCAUGUUAUCUGGACCUUGAAGAUGGAGUGCUCUGAGCCCCAUGUGCAAUUGGCCUAUACCAAGCUCAUCUCCAGGACAGGCCUCCUGAUUCAUCAGUGAGCAGCAAGAAGUAAAGAUGUCCAAGGCAGAAUGGGAUACAGACCAAUGGAAAACUGAGAACUAUAUCAAUGACAGCACGGAAGCCCAGAGCAAACAGAAAGAGCAGAAGUCAAGUGAGGAUUCUUACUACAGAUUUAAUGACCUUAACUACAGAUGGGUCUCUUUGGAUAACUGGACCUAUAGCAAAGAAUUUAAAAUCCCCUUUGAAAUUAGCAAAUGGCAAAAAGUAAAUUUGAUUCUUGAGGGAGUGGAUACAGUUUCAAAAAUCCUGUUCAAUGAAGUCACUAUUGGGGAAACAGACAAUAUGUUCAAUAGAUAUAGCUUUGAUAUUACCAACGUGGUCAGGGACGUGAACUCCAUUGAGCUGCGUUUCCAGUCAGCGGUGUUGUAUGCAGCACAGCAGAGCAAAGCUCACACUCGCUACCAGGUUCCCCCAGACUGCCCUCCACUUGUGCAGAAGGGUGAAUGCCAUGUCAACUUUGUUCGGAAGGAGCAAUGUUCCUUUAGUUGGGACUGGGGGCCUUCCUUUCCUACCCAGGGAAUCUGGAAAGAUGUUAGAAUUGAAGCCUAUAAUAUUUGUCACCUGAACUACUUCACAUUUUCCCCAAUAUAUGAUAAGAGUGCCCAGGAGUGGAAUCUGGAAAUAGAGUCUACAUUUGAUGUUGUCAGCUCAAAGCCAGUUGGUGGUCAAGUGAUCGUAGCCAUCCCUAAGUUGCAAACACAACAGACAUACAGCAUUGAACUUCAACCUGGGAAAAGGAUUGUUGAGCUAUUUGUGAACAUUAGCAAGAAUAUUACUGUAGAAACUUGGUGGCCUCAUGGACAUGGAAACCAGACUGGGUACAACAUGACUGUUCUUUUUGAACUGGAUGGAGGCUUAAAUAUUGAAAAAUCAGCUAAGGUUUAUUUUAGGACAGUGGAACUUAUAGAAGAGCCUAUAAAAGGGUCUCCUGGUUUGAGUUUCUAUUUCAAAAUUAAUGGAUUUCCCAUAUUUCUAAAAGGCUCAAACUGGAUCCCAGCAGAUUCAUUCCAGGACCGAGUAACCUCUGAGUUGUUACGGCUCCUUUUACAGUCUGUUGUGGAUGCUAAUAUGAAUACUCUUCGGGUUUGGGGAGGAGGAAUUUAUGAGCAGGAUGAAUUCUAUGAACUCUGUGAUGAACUAGGAAUAAUGGUAUGGCAGGAUUUUAUGUUUGCCUGUGCCCUUUAUCCAACUGAUCAGGGCUUCCUGGAUUCAGUGACAGCAGAAGUUGCCUACCAGAUCAAGAGACUGAAAUCUCAUCCUUCUAUCAUCAUAUGGAGUGGCAAUAAUGAAAAUGAGGAGGCGCUGAUGAUGAACUGGUAUCAUAUCAGUUUCACUGACCGGCCAAUCUACAUCAAGGACUAUGUGACACUCUAUGUAAAAAACAUCAGAGAGCUUGUACUGGCAGGAGACAAGAGUCGUCCUUUUAUUACGUCCAGUCCUACAAAUGGGGCUGAAACUGUUACAGAAGGCUGGGUCUCUCAAAACCCUAAUAGCAAUUAUUUUGGUGAUGUCCAUUUUUAUGACUAUAUCAGUGAUUGCUGGAACUGGAAAGUUUUCCCGAAAGCUCGAUUUGCAUCUGAAUAUGGAUAUCAGUCCUGGCCGUCCUUCAGUACAUUAGAAAAGGUCUCGUCUACAGAGGACUGGUCUUUCAAUAGCAAGUUUUCACUUCAUCGACAACAUCACGAAGGUGGUAAUAAACAAAUGCUUUAUCAGGCUGGACUUCAUUUCAAACUCCCCCAAAGCACAGAUCCAUUACGCACAUUUAAAGAUACCAUCUACCUUACUCAGGUGAUGCAGGCCCAGUGUGUCAAAACAGAAACUGAAUUCUACCGCCGUAGUAGCAGCGAGAUAGUGGAUCAGCAAGGGCACACGAUGGGGGCACUUUAUUGGCAGUUGAAUGACAUCUGGCAAGCUCCUUCCUGGGCUUCUCUUGAGUACGGAGGAAAGUGGAAAAUGCUUCAUUACUUUGCUCAGAAUUUCUUUGCUCCACUGUUGCCAGUAGGCUUUGAGAAUGAAAACACGUUCUAUAUCUAUGGUGUGUCAGAUCUUCACUCGGAUUAUUCGAUGACACUCACUGUGAGAGUCCAUACAUGGAGCUCCCUGGAGCCCAUGUGCUCUCAUGUGACUGAACAUUUUGUGAUGAAAGGAGGAGAGGCUGUCUGCCUUUAUGAGGAGCCAGUGUCUGAAUUGCUGAGGAGAUGUGGGAAUUGCACACGGGAAAGCUGUGUGGUUUCCUUUUACCUUUCAGCUGACCAUGAACUCCUGAGCCCGACCAACUACCACUUCCUGUCCUCACCGAAGGAGGCCGUGGGGCUCUGCAAGGCGCAGAUCACUGCCAUCAUCUCUCAGCAAGGUGACAUAUUUGUUUUUGACCUGGAGACCUCAGCUGUCGCCCCCUUUGUUUGGUUGGAUGUAGGAAGCAUCCCAGGGAGAUUUAGUGACAAUGGUUUCCUCAUGACUGAGAAGACACGAACUAUAUUAUUUUACCCUUGGGAGCCCACCAGCAAGAAUGAGUUGGAGCAGUCUUUUCAUGUGACCUCCUUAACAGAUAUUUACUGAAGGAAUCUAGGUUGUAUUUUCAGUGGACAAUGGGAAUAAAGCAUUUCUAAAGCACCGACUGGAGAGGAAGGCAACAGAGACAAGGAGAGAAGCCGAGAGACAUGUCUGCGUGCUGCCACGCAUCUGAGCGAUUGCUCUGUGAAGAGUUGUACACUGAACACUUUCAGGGGAGGCUGUUUACCCAGGCAAUGUCCUCAAACAAGCCUGUGCCGGGGUGUCCUGGAAUCUGUGCCAGGACUGUGUUUUUAGCCCUUCACCUCUCAGCUUUAGCACGACAUGAACCAGUUAUAACAAGAUGGCCCUGCAGCUAGUUACAAGAAUGUGACAUGGCAGGAUCUAUGGAACCAAAUGGAAGGUUUUGAGGUGAUGUAGGUCUUUCACAGCUAGCUUUGGGGAAUACGGAAUACUCAAAUAAAGUGCUUUGUUAUUAUUUCAGAGGGAAUGGCGAUUGAAAUGUUACAACAGAGAUUUCUUGGUGGUAGCUAUUUGGGUAAAGGUAUAUGGGUAUUUUUCUGUACAUGUGAAAUUAUAUAAAAAUAAAAGUUAUAUAAAUUACAUUGACAA
This is a messenger RNA of Pan troglodytes (chimpanzee), 4420 nucleotides long. RefSeq names its product mannosidase beta (gene MANBA). The record is from RefSeq and is a predicted model, not a curated record. NCBI's taxonomy places the organism in Eukaryota, Metazoa, Chordata, Mammalia, Primates, Hominidae. The transcript has 17 exons. Gene Ontology annotation, biological process: carbohydrate metabolic process; glycoprotein catabolic process. The coding region runs from base 1292 to 3856 and encodes 854 amino acids. Gene Ontology annotation, molecular function: beta-mannosidase activity.